Triticum aestivum (bread wheat) is the source of this 532-nucleotide messenger RNA. RefSeq lists its product as uncharacterized. NCBI's taxonomy places the organism in Eukaryota, Viridiplantae, Streptophyta, Magnoliopsida, Poales, Poaceae. The record is from RefSeq and is a predicted model, not a curated record. The transcript is spliced from 3 exons. Bases 1 to 408 code for a protein of 135 amino acids.
AUGCAACCACCCAAAUCAAAGUGGCGCAUCGAUCUAGCAGCUUGCACGGUGCUGAUGAAGAAGGUGACCGUGGUUGCUGCACUGCUGCUGUUCCUCCCGUUCGUCGUCAAGGCUAAGGAUGGCAAUGUGGCCGGAUGGAAGCCGAACGAGACACCGGAGACACCGGAAUCGGACCUGACGGUGCCGCCGUUCGUCUUCAACGUGUCCGAGAUAAACGAGCCCGUGAGGCUCACACUGGACGUGGCUGCACGAGGAGGUUACACAGCCUUCAUGACGGAGCUGCACAGGAGACUGGAGGCCACGGCCAACGGGUGGACCAUCAAGGAGCGUCCGGUGCUGGGCGUGCAAAGGCUUAAAUGCAGCCGCCGGACACCUGGAUCUACGUGGACCUCAAGUGGGGCGGCGUGAUGCCCACCCUUGCCAUCAGGGCAGACAACUUGUACCUUGUCGGAUUCCAGCUGAAUGGAGGUCCGUGGUACGUGUUCAAGAACACGUUUUGGUGGGUUCGCCCUCUGCUCCCCGGGUCCAUCCC